This is a messenger RNA of Brassicogethes aeneus, 1829 nucleotides long. Lineage: Eukaryota; Metazoa; Arthropoda; Insecta; Coleoptera; Nitidulidae. The record is from the annotation of a GenBank genome assembly.
UUCGUUGUGACACAGUUUUUCAAGAUUCCACUUGCAUUUCGCUUAUAAAUAGAGUUUUCCCGAUGUCAGUGUCAUUUUCGUUGUGUUCCCCCACCCUUUCGACCAUGGCUAAGUUGAUGGCUUAAGUUUUGGAUGCCCGACUAGAAACGGAUCAAGACACUCGGACGGUGUCAUCGGUGUUGCGAUGUCAAUGGUGAACAGUGCCGUUAACCUCUUUCAAGGAACAUUCACGCAAAUACUGACCGCGAUAACAUGUACUCUUCCCAUGAUAUCCGAUGGCAUGCAGUACGGCUGGUCUGCCCCAGUGAUACCAGUCUUUCAAGCCGAAAACUCCCCCAUUAAAGUAACCAAAAAACAACUGGAACUACUGGAAUCAGUGUACAUCAUAGGAGCAAUAUGCGGAAUCACUGUAACCAUAUAUCUGGUGGACAAAAUCGGACGAAAAAUGUCUUUAAUACUCGCAGCAACCACUACUUUGAUUGUGUGGAUAGUUAUUGGGACGGCUAAUAGGGUAGAGUAUAUUAUAGCUGCGAGGUUUUUUACCGGGAUGGCAGGUGAUAUGGCUUUCGUUGCUGCCCCGAUGUAUUUGGCUGAAAUUGCCGAUCAAAAGAUAAGAGGAUUUUUGUCAAGUAUCAUAUAUCUAAUGAUGUUGGUUGGGAUUGUUGUCGUGUAUGUUACUGUACCUUUUACACCAUAUAUUACAACACCAAUAUUAGGUGUUUGUAUUAACGUUAUUGGUAUCAUAACGUAUGCUUUUAUGCCAGAGUCACCAUACUACUUACUCAUCAAAAACAAGCCUGAGAAAGCUAAAGAAGCUUUAAUAAAGUUUAGGCAAUCCAAGGAAGUUGAUAAAGAGUUCGAGGAAAUAUCACAGUCAGUCCAAAGGGAGAAGAGUAUCAAAACCAAACCAUGGGAUAUUAUUUUAGUAAAAAGUAAUAGAAAGGCCGUCCUAAUAAUGGUUGUAUUAAACGGUGCCCAACAUAUGGCCUGCAUAAGCAUCGUCAUAAUGAAUCUUCACUUAAUCCUCGAAGCUGCAGGUUCUAUAUACAUCCAAACAUCAUAUGCAGCCAUAAUUUUCUCCACCAUAAUGCUUCUAUCAGCUACCAUAUCCUCAUUCUUUAUGGACAGAUACGGGCGUAAAAUAUUACUAAUAAUCUCCAACAUCCUAACAGGUUUUUGUCUGCUCACUCUCUCCAUAUACUUCUACCUAAAACACACUGGUGUAGAUGUGUUGAGCGUGAGUUGGAUACCGAUUGUUUCAGUGAUGAUAUACGCGGCCGCCUUUAAAUUCGGUUUGGGUUUAGUGCCGAUCGUUUUGACAGCCGAACUUUUCCCUUCAAAUGUUAAAGCGUUGGGGAUGACACUCUCGGACGUUAUGUAUGUGCUCUUUGCAUAUAUUUCUAUCGAAUUGUAUCAAUUUUUAAGUGACAAUUAUGGAAUUCACGUUCCAUUCUUUUUAUUCACCGCUUGUUGUGUAUUUACCGCGGCUUUUACUUACCUAUUUAUUCCUGAGACGAAGGGAAAAACUCUCGAGCAGAUUCAGGUUAUGCUAAAAGGUGAAACUAAUCGAGUUCGUAAUAUUAAUAGGCCUGAAAUUGUGUAUACUAGUGUGGAGAAGGUCUAAACAAAGUGGUUUUUGAUUUUAGACUUUAGAAUACUUUUCUAUUGGGUUUUACAGGGUAUUGUCAACUCUUGUCUUGAAACCUGUCUUAAGGCCUCAGUUAUCUUCAGACCUUAGUGUGUGCUUUUAAACUGUUACUAAAAGCUUCAAAACUUAAGUUGUAUACAAUAAAAAUAUAUUUCUAGAUGCAAAGAACAGUAUUAAAAUG